Messenger RNA from Aphanomyces invadans, 5986 nucleotides. RefSeq lists its product as hypothetical. The coding region runs from base 33 to 5888 and encodes 1951 amino acids. Gene Ontology annotation, cellular component: intracellular membrane-bounded organelle; membrane. The transcript has a single exon. NCBI's taxonomy places the organism in Eukaryota, Oomycota, Saprolegniomycetes, Saprolegniales, Verrucalvaceae. The record is from RefSeq and is a predicted model, not a curated record. Gene Ontology annotation, molecular function: lipid carrier activity; ATP binding; ATP hydrolysis activity. Gene Ontology annotation, biological process: transmembrane transport; lipid transport.
GCCCGCUGCUCCCUCGCGCAUCACUGUCCAAGAUGCCGGGGGAGCGUGGAUUGGAGGCGGCGCCGCAGUUGCCACAGAGCCACAUCCAAACGCUGCUAUGGAAGAAUUUCCUGCUCAAGAAGAAGCACCCGAUCAAGUGGGCGCUCGAGAUGAUCGUGCCAGUCCUGUUCAUCAUCUUGCUUGGUGGGUUGAAGAUGCUCACGGAUGACGUCAAGGUCCCACCGGGAUGGAGCGACACGCAGACGCUUCCGACCGACAACAACACGGGCACGUCGCACAGCUUGUUUGAGACCAUCCCGGUCAACAUUUCGGGCACGAAACUCAACUUUUCUACGUACUUUGCCACGGAAACGACCAUGUCGGGGUACUUGGUCAACAUGGCGCUCACGGCGUUCCAAAACGGCAAGCUCAUGAGCGAGUUGAACCAAGCCGAUUCGUUUCAGUGCGCGCGCGUCGUCCUCGAAGGCAAGGUGUCGACGGACCCGGCGUCGCCAACAACAGUACCCAAGGAAUGCCGCGGAAAGGUCGUUCCGUACAAGCUCGCGAUCGUGCCGGACACCCCAUUCACGCGCGACUACUUUGCGAAAACGAUGGGUCUGUGGUUCCCGCGGAUCGAGCUCACGCCUCGAUCGUUCUUGACCACGCCGACGAUUCCGUCGUUUGUCGACUCGACCAUGUUCUUUGCAGACGAGGGUGCCCUCGAAGCAUACGUCCAAAGCAGCGGGUACGGCAAAGACCUGGACCAUCCUGUCGUCCAUGCCGCCAUCGUCUUCCACAAGUUCCCAGCCAAGGAUCAAUUGGGCACAGUCCAGUCCAUCGAGUACUCGCUGCGCCUCAACUCGACCCUUGGCCGCGGCGGCAUUCCCGGCGACGUUCCUCGCACGGACGUCAAAGGAACAAACCUGCUCCAGCGCAGCAUCGACAUCACCAUGUAUCAAAAGUACACCACGACGGGGUUCCUCACGCUCCAGACGCUUGUUACGCGAUUUGCAGCGUGCGUCCCCGACUGGGAUGGGUCCACCACGACCGGCAACUGCACGCAGACACAGGCAACAGCGGCGUCGACGUCGUCGCUGGACUCGCGCCUGUUGAAACAAGUGCAGGACGACUACGUGCUGCAGAUCGUCGUGGCAUUUUUCAACAAAUUGCCGGGCGUUCCCCGCAUCAACUUGGCGAAUUUACCGGCGGCGGCCAAGGAGGCGCUGGUCGCGCCGCUGCGUCAGGCGCCGCAGUCGUACCAUGGCCAAAGCGUGUUUCCGUUUCCGAUCGCCGGGUACGUGUCGUCGCCGUUUUACGCGCAAGUCGAGUCGUUUUUCUCGAUCGUGUUUAUCAUUUCGUACCUGUUUUCGAUCUCGUCGGUGCUCGUGGCGCUGAUCACGGAGAAGGAAAACAAGAGCCGCGAACUCUUGAAGAUCCUCGGCGUUCUCGACAACUCGAUCAUUUGGUCGUGGUACAUCACGUACGGCGCGAUCUUUGUCGUGUCGGCGGUGCUCCAGAUGAUGGCGAGUCGCUCCAAGUUGUUCCCAAACUGCUCGCCGCUCCUGGUCUUUUUGUUCUUUUUGCUCUUUGGGUGGAGCGUCCUCGCGUACGGGUUCCUCGUCAGCUCGAUAUUCUCCAAGUCCCGCCUCGGCACGUACAUGGGGAUCGUCGUCUUCUUUGUCAUGUACUUGAUCACGUCGGGCUUUACCGACACGUCGGCGGAACGGUCCAAGAACGUUGCGUGCAUCUUUGCUCCCGUCGCCAUGUCGUUUGGGGUCCAAACAAUGGCCAAGGCAGAAGCUGGGUCGCUCGGGAUCACGUUCGCCAACGUGCACGAGCCGUACGCGAACUUUCGGUUUUCGACCGCGCUGGCGUUCAUGGCGUUUGACAUUGUGUUGUACACGGUGCUCGGGCUGUACCUGGAGCGCGUCGUGCCAAAGGACUACGGCGUGCCGGAGCCUUGGUACUUCCCCGUGAGCAUGCAGUAUUGGCGCAAGGUGCUGAGAACAGGCGCGGUCCGAGUCCAGGACAAGGAGCACGUCCGAGACGACGUCGGCGCCCUCGAAGGCCAUGCCAACGACACGAUCGAGGUCGUGGGGCCCGACCUGCGCCAGCAAGAGGUCACGGGCGACGCGCUUCAAAUCAAAAAUUUGCGCAAAGAAUUUGCCGUGCCAGGCGGGAUCAAAGUGUCGGUGAAGGGCAUGAACUUGACCAUGUACAAGAAUCAAAUCACGUGUUUGCUCGGCCACAACGGCGCCGGCAAGACGACGCUGAUUUCCAUGUUGACUGGAAUGCUUCCCGCGACGACCGGCGAUGCCACGAUCCACGGGCUCUCGUUGAAACACAACUUGGCCGAAAUCCGGCAUUCUCUCGGCAUGUGCCCGCAACACGACGUGCUGUACGCGGAGCUCAGCGUAUGGGAGCACUUGGUGUUCUUUGGCCGUAUCAAGGGGUUCCGGGGGGCAGCGCUCGCGACCGAAGUCGACGCAAAGAUCGCCGAGGUCGGUCUCACUGAAAAGCGUCAUGUCAAGUCGUGCGAGUUGUCGGGCGGGAUGAAGCGCAAGUUGAGUUUGGCGAUUGCGCUGCUCGGCGACAGCAAGAUUGUGUUUCUGGACGAGCCGACGUCCGGGAUGGACCCGUACAGUCGUCGUAGCAGUUGGGAAAUCAUCUUGAACAACCGGUACAACCGCAUUGUGGUGCUGACGACGCACUUCAUGGACGAAGCCGACAUUUUGGGCGACCGCAUUGCAAUCAUGGCGGAGGGGGAGCUCCGGUGCUGCGGGUCGUCCCUCUUCUUGAAGAACCGGUACGGCGCCGGGUACAACUUUUCGCUGGUCAAAACCGACAACUGCGACACGGAUGCGUUGAUGGCGUUUGUGCGUUCGCAUGUCGCGGCCGCCAAAGUCCUGAGCAACGUUGGCACGGAGAUCGCGUUUCAGCUGCCGCUCGAUGGCUCGCCCUUGUUUGCGCCCAUGUUUGUCGAAUUGGAUGCCAACUUGGCACGGUUUGGCGUGUUGUCGUACGGCAUUUCCGUGACGACGCUCGAGGAAGUGUUCAUCAAGGUGGCCGAAGUCGGCGACGAGCACCACCAGCACACGCUGCAGACGACCAAACCGGCCAAGAAGCCCUCGACCGGCUACAAGAUUGAUGCCAACGCGCCGCGCGUGUCCCGCCUGGCCAUGUUCUUUAUCCACUUUGUCGCGCUCUUCAAGAAGCGCCUGCGCACGGCUCGACGCGACCGCAAGAUUGUCCUGUUUGGAGCGCUUCUCCCCAUUGCGUUCAUUGUGCUUGGGAUCUCGAUCCUUAAAUUUAGCGCACUCACAAAGAACGACGCGCCGCUCCGCCUCGGUCUUGGCAACUACACGCUGAAUCAACAGACGCCGGUUCCUGUUUAUUGCACGGCCGACGACAACGCGUGGUGUACCGAGCUCUCGGCAGCGUUCACGUCUGGCCAAGUGUCGCUGCUUCCGCGGGACGAAUACUCGUCACCGACGCCGACGGUGUUCCAGGUUACGUACAACAACCCUCCCAUCGACCCGAGUGGCACGACUGGGAUCUGCUUGAAAACAGGAGAGCAAUUGUGGGCUCGAGGGUUCGAGCAGUCGACGGUAGGACAGUUUGGCGCGUACGUCGUGCACGGCUCGCGCGCGACGGGCGAAGUCGGCUACGCGAUUGCAGUCAACACGUCGUCGCCGCAUGCUGCCGCCAACUACAAGGCGGUCAUGGACCAAGCGGUGUAUCAAAUGAUAACCAAGACACCGUCGGCAACGCUGGUCGUGCACACGCAUCCCUUGCCACUCACGGCCAUGACCAAGACGCUGUUUACGACGUUCAUUUCGUUUGCAACGUCGAUAUGCGUCGUCCUCGCGUUUUGUUUUUUCUCCGCCUCGAUUGUGCCGUACCUCGUGAGCGAAAAGCACCCGACGCACAACUCCAAGCACCAGCAGCUCGUGUCCGGCGUGAGUUUGCCGGCUUUCUGGCUCGCCAACUUUGCAUGGGACAUGCUCGUGUUCUCAGUUCCGUGCGUGUUUGCUCUUAUCACGAUUUACCUGUUUGACAUCACGCCGUUCACGGGCAACGCGUGCCCGACGUGUGCCGGCACACCGUUUGCCGGGAUCGUCGCUCUCCUCGUGCUGCUUGGAUUUGCCCUCAUCUCGCUCUGUUACUGCCUGAGCUACCUCUUCACAGACGCGUCGGGGUCGCAAACCAUGAUCAUUAUGAUCAACAUGAUCUUGGGCGUUGUCCUCAUGACCGUCUCGAUCGUGCUCGACAUUGUCCAGAGCACGCAAGAGCUCAACAAGUCGCUCAAGUUUAUUUGGCGCCUCUCGCCGCUGUUUAACGUCGGCAACGGACUCAAUUCGCUCGCGAUCUUUACGAUUCGCGCCACAUUCUCCCGCGACGGAUACGUUCCAGGCUUGACCGCAUUCGACACCAAAGUCGUCGGGUGGGAAGUGACGUACUUGGCGGUCGAAGCUGUCGUGUUUCCGCUGCUGGCGAUUGGCAUCGACUACGCCCUGAGCUUCCCAAGCAUCAAGGCGGCCGUGAUGAAAGAUCCGACGGUCGUGGAUGCGCCGUACGACGUGGACGAAGACGUUGUCGCGGAAGAAUCGCGGAUUGCGAGCGGCGCCGCCGACAAGGACGCUGUUGUUAUGAAAAACCUACGCAAGGUGUACAAGGGAGGAAAGGUCGGGAUCGUCCAAAUGUCGCUGGCGCUGCCGAAAGGCGAAUGCUUUGGGUACUUGGGCAUCAACGGCGCUGGGAAGACGUCCACGAUGAAGAUCCUGACAGGCGACGUGUUGCCGUCCAAAGGCCAAGCGCUUCUUGGGGGGUUCGACAUCCUGACACAUCAGCUGGAAGUGAGGCGAUUGAUUGGGUAUUGCCCCCAGUUCGACGCACUCAUUGACCUACUCACCGUUCGCGAGCACUUGGAACUCUUUGCGUCCAUCAAAGGCGUGCCAGCCUCACACAUCCACGACACCGUGAAAGACAAGAUGGACCAAAUGAACUUGAACGACUUUGAGCACAAGCUAGCGGGGACGUUGAGCGGUGGGAACAAGCGCAAGCUGUCGGUUGCAAUUGCCAUGAUCGGGUCGCCUCCGAUCAUCUUCUUGGACGAGCCGUCGACAGGGAUGGACCCGGUGUCCCGCCGAUUCAUGUGGGAUGUCAUUGCGGACAUUUCGACCCGCAGCAAAGAAUCCACGAUUCUCCUCACAACGCACAGCAUGGAAGAAUGCGAAGCGCUGUGCACUCGCGUCGGAAUCAUGGUCGGUGGCCGUCUUCGCUGCGUGGGAAGCAUCCAGCAUUUGAAACACCGCUUCGGCGAUGGAUUGAUGCUGCAUGUCAAGCUCGCGCCCGUCAAGGCGGACGACGUGGCCGCCAUGGUCAGUACCCAAAUGAACGGGGUCCAUCAAGUCACGAGGGAGACGCUUGGUGUAACGUGCACUCGUUUGGGCAAGAGCGACCGUGCGGCUUGCAUCGACGGGAAUCAUCCGACGGGGUACGUGCUAGCCGAUUCCCUUGAUCGGCACCACCAAGCGAUACCGAUCAAAGACUUCUGCACGUGGUGGCUGAGUGAGGACCGGUUCGAUGCGUUUUCGUCGCACGUGAAGUCGUCGUUCGGGACGGUUCAUGGCGGGAAAGCUCAGCUGCUCGAGCGACAAAACGACCAAAGCCGGUUCAAGCUCGUCGGCCAUACCUUAAAGCUGAGCUCGGUCUUUUCAUUGAUCGAGGGGUGCCGCGGCGAGCUCCACGUGGAGGAGUACACAGUCGCGCAAACGACGCUGGAGCAGAUCUUUAACAACUUUGCGUGCCAGCAAACGCAGGAAAAGGGCGUUGCCCGCGGCAUGAUGGUCAAGGAAGCCCCGUCGUCCGUGUCAAACCACGACCAUUACGUUGUGGCGCCGCAGUAGCGCUCGCCCCCAUGGAAUGUAAUAAACUAUCGUGAGACGACCAAUGCAACGGGUCCUGUUUUCGCAACUCGGGUCUGCACUUGCGGAUAUUCACCUGG